AAAAAACAUUAUGGCAGAGGCAGCAGGUGGUUCCAAUCAACAACAGCAACCGAAUAACAACGGCAGUGGUUCAGCAGCGUCAUCGUCAACACACACCGAUAAUCCCAAUGCAGAAAUAAUUCGUGGCCAGAUAUUUGAAGUUGGUCCACGCUAUCGUAACUUGGCCUAUAUCGGUGAAGGUGCUUAUGGUAUGGUAGUAUCGGCAUAUGACACACGAACGAAUACAAAAGUGGCGAUAAAGAAAAUAUCACCCUUCGAACAUCAAACAUAUUGUCAACGCACAUUACGCGAAAUCAAAAUUUUAACUCGCUUCAAACAUGAAAAUAUAAUCGAUAUACGUGAUAUUUUAAGGGUGGACAGCAUAGAGCAAAUGCGUGAUGUAUAUAUUGUACAGUGUUUAAUGGAGACUGAUCUAUAUAAAUUACUUAAAACCCAGAGGCUAAGCAACGAUCACAUUUGCUACUUUAUGUAUCAAAUUCUGCGUGGUUUAAAAUACAUUCACUCUGCUAAUGUAUUACAUAGGGAUUUGAAGCCAAGUAACCUACUAUUGAAUACAACAUGCGACCUGAAGAUAUGCGAUUUUGGUUUGGCCCGUGUAGCUGAUCCGGAACAUGAUCACACUGGUUUCCUUACAGAGUAUGUUGCUACUCGUUGGUACCGAGCACCCGAAAUAAUGCUCAACUCUAAGGGAUAUACCAAAUCAAUAGAUAUCUGGUCCGUUGGCUGUAUUUUAGCAGAAAUGCUUAGCAAUCGACCCAUAUUUCCAGGAAAACAUUACCUGGAUCAAUUGAAUCAUAUUUUAGGUGUUCUUGGAUCACCAUCUAAGGAGGAUCUGGAAUGCAUUAUCAACGAGAAGGCACGCAACUAUUUGGAGUCAUUGCCAUUCAAACCAAAAGUGCCCUGGCCACGGUUAUUCCCCAAUGCCGAUGAAUGGGCCCUGGACCUGUUAGGCAAAAUGUUAACGUUUAAUCCUCACAAUAGAAUAUCUGUCGAAGAAGCAUUAGCGAAUCCCUAUUUGGAACAGUAUUAUGAUCCUGGAGAUGAGCCCGUUGCAGAAGUACCUUUUCGUAUUGGAAUGGAACUAGAUGAUCUUCCAAGAGAAACCUUAAAGAAGCUUAUAUUCGAGGAAACUCUAAAGUUUAAAGAGCGCCAACCCGACCCAUAAGCUGUAAUAAAUUAGAUCAAGUGAUUCUGUAUGUGAA
Messenger RNA from Musca vetustissima, 1202 nucleotides. It is a transcript of the gene rl, whose product is annotated as mitogen-activated protein kinase ERK-A. The transcript has 7 exons. Gene Ontology annotation, biological process: intracellular signal transduction; protein phosphorylation. Lineage: Eukaryota; Metazoa; Arthropoda; Insecta; Diptera; Muscidae. The record is from RefSeq and is a predicted model, not a curated record. Gene Ontology annotation, molecular function: MAP kinase activity; ATP binding. Gene Ontology annotation, cellular component: nucleus; cytoplasm. The coding region runs from base 11 to 1165 and encodes 384 amino acids.